Messenger RNA from Acanthosepion pharaonis, 873 nucleotides. The record is from the annotation of a GenBank genome assembly. NCBI's taxonomy places the organism in Eukaryota, Metazoa, Mollusca, Cephalopoda, Sepiida, Sepiidae.
AUGAACUUUCAGCUGGGGUCAGGCUACAAUGUGGAAUCGCUACCAAAUUCGAACAAUGGCCGACUUGUUGAGGCCGGCGGCGGAGGUGUCGGUACUGCUGGCACCAAUGGUGGUGUGGAACCACACAUUGUGUCCGUAUCCAACAAUCCGUCAUGUAUCUACGGGAACACUCCAAAUCAACCGCCGAACCCUUCGUCUCUGCAACCGACUUACACCAGUCUACCGUGUUCUUCGUCGGUAGCUAGCGACAGUUUACAUAACACACCUCCUACGCCGGGGACCACACCGUCGUCUUGCAGAGAGGAAGAUGGACUUGACAAAAAAAUGACGUGUCCCAAUACAGCCGAAAACGACAAAGGCAAAGGCGAUUCCAAUAACAACGCAGACACAAACGGCGACUGUGCCUUAUUACGUCAACGACAACGACGGAAACCCCGGGUACUUUUCUCACAGGCUCAGGUCUUUGAAUUAGAAAGACGCUUCAAGCAGCAGCGUUACCUAUCUGCCCCUGAACGCGAACAGCUGGCUAACAUGCUCAAAUUGACGUCGACACAGGUAAAAAUCUGGUUCCAAAACCGUCGGUAUAAAUGCAAGCGACAGCGCCAAGACAAAAGCCUCGAGAUGUCGACAAUGCAUCCUCCGAGGCGCGUAGCCGUUCCAGUCCUGGUCCGCGAUGGGAAACCCUGCUUAGGUCAGAGCAACGUCAGUCCGCCAUAUUCGACUCCUUACAACGUUAAUCCUUUUGCAUAUUCGACUGCCCCCGCCUACAACACCAACAAUAACAACAACAACAACAACUUAACAUCUGUAAAUCCGAUUCAGCAGAGCGGAUAUGUACAAACCCAGAUUCAUCACGGGAUUCGAGCAUGGUGA